This is a messenger RNA of Stylophora pistillata, 1879 nucleotides long. RefSeq names its product vacuolar-sorting protein SNF8. The record is from RefSeq and is a predicted model, not a curated record. NCBI's taxonomy places the organism in Eukaryota, Metazoa, Cnidaria, Anthozoa, Scleractinia, Pocilloporidae. Gene Ontology annotation, cellular component: ESCRT II complex. Gene Ontology annotation, biological process: protein transport to vacuole involved in ubiquitin-dependent protein catabolic process via the multivesicular body sorting pathway.
GCCAAUUACCGCUGAAGAUGGCGGAAAAACACACAAAGUGACACCAAAUUGAUAAUCACCUUAAAAAAUGCCCAAAGUUUGAUUUUUUUUGGAGGAGAAAAGAUCGUCAUAAAGAUGAGGAGAGGACCGGGAGGAGUGGGUGCAAUAAACAGACAACGUUUGGCGAGGGAGAAAUAUGCUACAAAGGGGACAGAAAUAGCAGACAUUCAACUAUCCCAAAUGGGAAAACAGCUGGAUUCCUUCAAGACAUCACUAGAAGACUUCGCUGGGAAGUACAAACAAGAGAUUAAGAAGAACCCUGAGUUUAGAGGCCACUUUCAGCAGAUGUGUGCUCGCAUCGGUGUCGACCCUCUUGCGUCAAGCAAAGGUUUCUGGGCAGAGCUUUUAGGUGUUGGAGAUUUUUAUUAUGAGCUUGGCAUCCAAAUUGUUGAAAUUUGCAUGGCAACAAGGUCACGGAAUGGAGGCCUAAUGACACUAGAUGAAUUACACAAGAAAAUUCUCAAGACAAGCAAAUCUAGACAAGACGUAUCUGAGGAUGAUUUGGCACGUGCAAUUAAAAAACUGCAUGUUAUGGGAAGUGGCUUCCAGAUCAUACCAGUGGGUAACAAACGACUUGUCCAGUCAGUGCCAGGAGAACUGAGCAUGGAUCACACUGCUGCUCUUCAGCUGGCACAGGGUACAGGAUACACCUCUGUUUCAUCCUUAAUGAGGGAUCUAGGAUGGGAAGCUGAUCGCACAAGGAGAGUUUUGGAUCACAUGGUUCAUGAAGAGAUGGCUUGGGUUGAUGACCAAGAACCCAAUGAAAGAUUAUACUGGUUUCCAGGUCUCUUCCCAGAAACAUAGCCUACUGAUUUGAAGCCAAGUAGAAUAAUAAAAUAGAUAGCAUUAUAAACCUAAAAUAUCUUUAGUGGCUAUUCCUGAGAACUGGAAUAACUUUCAUUUCUGGAUUGUGUAACAAAAUUGCCAGCCCAAUUUACAUAGUGAUAGUGUUACAAUAGUGUGUACAUAGCAUUUUGCAAAUGUCAAGGUAACUCGACCAUGCCAAGGGUUGAAACUCCUACAGUAUAUCACGAAAAAAAAUUUCAACAAAACUCCAUGAUAUUUUGUAUGGGAUCCUGGCGAAGGGGAUUACUCAAAUACGGAAAAAAUUAUGACAAAAGUGACAUUACAUCCAAGCAUUUUAAUCAGUAAUUUUCUUUUUAACCUAUUUAUGGGUGGUUAAAUAUGUUUAAUUUUAAGUAUUUCCUAAUACUGAAUCCAGUUUAGUUUAGGCAAUUUGCUUAGAUAGGUUAAGUUAUCUCAUCUUGACCCUUUACACCCUAACAUCAGCAUGUAUAUUCUCCAUACAGUUCCCUAUACAUUUCCUUAGGUGCAAACAAGGAGAAUUUGUGUAACAAUCAAGAUUUUGUUCAGUUGGUGAUCCUUUCCUUUACUCCCAGAACCUCAAUGUGUGAUUCAGGGGUGAUAUUGUAAGGAGAAAUUGGAUGUUGCUCACUCCUUAAGGGUCAAGGGGUUAAUAAUGACUGACCCACCCUGGACUAGCUGUGGCCAUUUGCAGCUCACUCAAUUUCAUAUUGAUAAUUUGGAAAGUGAAUAAAUAAUAGUGGAAGUUACAAGUUUUGUAGAUUACCUAAAUAGGCAGGGGGAGGGGUCACAGGGAGUUUUAGCCAGUGUAUGACUGAAAGUGGGUGUCAAAUAACUACUAGGCUACAAGGCAUAGAAUCAAAAUAUGUUUGUCCAUAGUUAAUCAAGGGAAACCAAUCCCCUCGAUUAACUAUGGUUUGUCAGAAGAGUUUUAUCAACUGGUAGUUCAACAAAUUUGACAUAAAUGGCAGCUUGGGGUCUGGUUUGAACAAGAACAAUAGAGUAAAAAAAAAAA